Messenger RNA from Brettanomyces bruxellensis, 1887 nucleotides. RefSeq lists its product as uncharacterized. The record is from RefSeq and is a predicted model, not a curated record. Gene Ontology annotation, cellular component: mitochondrion; cytoplasm. Gene Ontology annotation, biological process: aspartyl-tRNA aminoacylation. NCBI's taxonomy places the organism in Eukaryota, Fungi, Ascomycota, Pichiomycetes, Pichiales, Pichiaceae. The coding region runs from base 1 to 1887 and encodes 628 amino acids. The transcript has a single exon. Gene Ontology annotation, molecular function: aspartate-tRNA ligase activity; ATP binding; nucleic acid binding.
AUGCAGAAGUUUGCGUUUAAACACUUUACACACACAAUUGGAGACAUUCAGGGUUCAAUCCCCACUUUCCUAAACCGAAAAGUUGUACUGAAUGGUUGGAUUGACGGAAAUCCAAGAAAAAUAUCGAGCAAGCUUGUGUUUGCGGCAUUCAGAGACUUUAAUGGUGACUUUACACAGCUUACCGCUAAAGGCAGUGAAAUAACCAAGAUUCUGAGGGGUUUGAAGCCUGAAGAUGUACUCUCUGUUUCGGGAACAGUCAAUAGCAAAAGGCAAAGGAGAGGAUCCAACAACAACGGUGCAAAAGAAUGGGAAUUGGUUGUUGAUAAUAUUGAAAUUCUGAAUAAAUCAAGUGAGAUAGCCACACAGUUGGAUUCGUUGAAAAAAACGCCAUCACAGUACCCGCCCGAAUACAGAUAUCUGCAAUUAAGAUUCCCGGUCUAUCAGAAUGCAUUAAAAAUGCGAUCUAAAGCUGCUCAUAUAGCCCGUUCCGUUUUCGAGUCUAUGAAUUUUGUCGAAAUAGAAACUCCACUUCUAUUUAAGUCUACACCUGAAGGUGCAAAAGAAUUCCUAGUUCCUACCAGGAGAAAAGGGCUGUUUUAUGCCUUGCCACAGUCCCCUCAACAAUACAAGCAGAUGCUCAUGGCUAGCGGAUUCAAAGGAUAUUAUCAAAUUGCUAAAUGCUUCAGGGAUGAAGAUCUUCGCUCAGAUAGGCAGCCCGAAUUCACACAGAUUGAUAUGGAGAUGUCUUUUGCAAAGAGUCAAGAUGUGCAGCAUGUCGUACAAAAGUUGCUGAAAGCCAUUUGGAAAGGAAUUCGUGGGCUUCCAUUAUACAGAAUAGAUCCAGCUAAGGAUGGCUAUCUUCUGGAAAUAGAGGAGGCUGAGGACUUUCCAAAAUUGAACUACAUGGAGGCCUUGACAAAGUAUGGAAUUGAUAAGCCAGAUUUAAGGUCGACUUUGUACAUCCAGGAUGUUUCGCAAUAUUUCAAUGGAAUGCCUCUAAAAAGAUCUGAUUUUGCGGUUACUGAAGCAUGCGUUCUAAAGGGAGCAUUGAAAUUACAAAAGCCAUCGAGAGAGCUUUUCAUUCCUGAGAACUACUCCAUGAGGAAACCGUAUGUUUUCAAAAUACGUGAUGAGGGUGAGCUUAAAUCUUGGGCCCGGGCACUUCCAAACGGUUCGAAUGUCUCGAUUUCCGAUCUCAACAAGAAGUUGGGUUUAGAAGUCGGGGAUAUUGUAGCUAUUAGCGAUAGACAAGCAUUUCCAUACGAAAGUCCAACACCUCUCGGUCGAUUUAGACAGAUAGCAAUGAUAAACUUCCCGAAUAGCUGGAGAAGACAUGUUAUUGGAAGCUCAGAUCCUACUUCCAGGGAUAUCUUUGUUGCCUCAUGGCUUGUAAACUUUCCCCUUUUCAGUCCUACAGAAGGUAAAAUAAUAGAUGGAUAUCCAGAGUACGAAUUCAGCAAACUAGAGUCCACGCAUCAUCCUUUCACUAUGGUCAAAUUGGAGGACUAUGAUUUACUAGAUAAAGAACCUUUAAAGGCAAAAGGUGAUCAUUAUGAUCUAGUUGUAAAUGGUGUCGAGGUGGGAGGAGGAUCCAGAAGAGUUCACGAUGCCAAAUUGCAGCAAUUCAUAUUCAGCAACAUUCUCAAGAUAGAUAAUUACCCUGUCUUGUUUGGCCAUCUUCUCAGAGCGCUUUCUAGUGGUUGUCCACCUCACGCAGGUCUUGCAAUUGGAUUUGAUCGUAUGUGUUCAAUGCUAUUGGGUUCUAGCACUAUCCGGGAUGUUGUUGCUUUUCCAAAGACGCAAACAGGAACCGAUCCUGUGGUGGAAAGUCCAAGUAAUAUUCCAGACAAGACUCUUGCGCUAUACGGUAUUUCUGUUCGGAAAUGA